This is a messenger RNA of Plectropomus leopardus (leopard coralgrouper), 2597 nucleotides long. It is a transcript of the gene pofut4, whose product is annotated as protein O-fucosyltransferase 4. NCBI's taxonomy places the organism in Eukaryota, Metazoa, Chordata, Actinopteri, Perciformes, Serranidae. The record is from RefSeq and is a predicted model, not a curated record. Gene Ontology annotation, molecular function: alpha-(1->3)-fucosyltransferase activity. Gene Ontology annotation, cellular component: Golgi membrane.
GCUGUGAGAUACCAGGCUGCAUCACCACUUCUCAAAACCAUCUUACACGGUGAAUAGCUGUGUAUUUUUACUUUGAAGAAUCCAGAAAAAACGGCCCUUCAUGUGUAUACUGCAGUGACAAUGAUGGCUGGUAGGGGCAGGCUGGUGCCCUGUGUGUGUUUGGGGAUGUUUGGUGUCCUGUGCUGGGUCUGGGUCUCCUUUGCCUCCUUUCCAGAUGAUCAGCCUCCCCUGGAGCUCUUGGAUGCAGUGGACCGAGGAGCCUUUCAGCCUCAGAGUGCUCUGUCAGAGAUGGAGUUUGCCUCCAUCAGUUCAUACAGAGGACCUGGCAACACUGACCGCCGGAGCAACAAGGAGCUGCCAAUUCUCCUCUGGUGGAGUGGAGGACUGUUCCCACAUUUCCCCGGUGACACAGAGCGCAUCGACUGUGCCACGUCCUCCUGCCUGGCCACAAGCAACCGCAAGGUCCAGCUGUACAAGCGGACAGCAUCCAUCAUCUUCUAUGGAACAGACUUCCGGGCAUAUGAGGCACCGCUCCCUCGCCUCCGCCACCAGACCUGGGCACUGUUCCAUGAAGAGUCACCCAUGAAUAACUACUUCCUCUCCCAUGGACCAGGAAUCAGGCUGUUCAACUACACUGCCACAUUUCGCAGGGAGUCAGACUAUCCUCUGACCCUGCAGUGGCUGCCUUCUCUGGAUUACUUGCUGGGCCCUGUGGUCGUGUCCCUGGAGGAGAAGAACCGGCUGAGGAGGGAGGGCCUGGCCCCUGUGCUCUACAUGCAGUCCCACUGCGAUGUGCCGUCAGACAGAAACAGAUAUGUCCAGGAGCUCAUGAAGUACAUUCAGGUGGACUCUUACGGGAAAUGCUUGAACAACAAACCUUUACCUGAACAUCUGGAGGACACGUCCACAGCCACCGGCGAGGAGGCCAGCUUUAUGAACUUUGUUGCCCGCUACAAGUUUCACCUGGCACUGGAGAAUGGCCUGUGCCCAGAUUACAUGACAGAGAAGCUGUGGCGGCCUCUCCAUCAGGGCUGCGUGCCCGUCUAUCGAGGCUCCUCUGUGGUGGCAGACUGGAUGCCAAACGAACACUCAGCAAUCAUAAUAGAUAACUUCCCCUCCCCAAAAGCUCUUGCUGAAUUCCUCAAACGUCUUGAUGAGAAUGAUGAUGAAUACGCAAAGUAUUUAGAGUUCAAGAACCCCAGACGCAUCACAAACGCUCGUUUGCUGGAGGCUCUGGAGACCCGCGAGUGGGGGGUUAAUGACAUGAGUAAGCCUAACUACCUUAAUGGAUUUGAAUGUUAUGUGUGUGACCGGGAGAAUGCACGACUCGCAGCAGAACGAGCAUACAGGAAAGCCCCUAAAAAGAACCAACCUCCUCAGCCAAAAAUGGCCAACAACUCUCACAUGGGAUGCCCCCUGCCCAGCCCCGGGUACGGAGAUGUCCAAGAUUUACCUCCAGAUGAUGGAUGGUUGCAAAUAUGGCCUCAGGAUUACUGGCAGAGCCUGGACCAAGCAGAAGGGCUGGAGUCUCUGAUAAGACAUAACGAGUCAGACCCUUCGCUGCUGUGGAAGCACAUCCAAAACAUUGCUGUGAGCAGAGCCAGAGGAAAACACUGACACAGGCCUUGAAACAAACAGAGGAUGGAGCACAUCCAGGAUUACAGAGGUGUCCCACAUUAUGCAUCCCCGCUGUUUAAAUGAGGGAAUGAAGCAGAAAUUACUAAUAUUUCUGCACCUGAGUCACCCUCCUUCACACUUGUGAGCAGUUUAGUUAUAUAGAAGUUUAACUAGAGUUUGAUAUUGUAUUCGGCUGACAUGAUGUCCUUUAUCCUGAGUUCAGUAAUGGGAAAAUAAUGUUUUAGAACGCUAUAUGCUAAUAUUUUCCGGUGGUUUCAUUGCUCUGACUGAGGUGCCAUUGUUGCCCUUACUACUUCUUGCGUUGUUAACAUUAACUGCAUGCAGUGCAGUUGUUCCACGGAGGCACAUUCUCCAGGGAGGCUGGUUUUCAUUGGACUGGGGCAGAGCCAAAGACUUGUCCUCUGCACUGAGGGAGCUCUGCCUAACUGUGUGUGAAGACCAUCAAGACAGUAGCCAAUGAACUGCAUUAGUUUCUUAACAGUCGCUCAGCAGGUAGCUGAUGGUUAUUAGCUAAAGUCACAUUUACGUACAAGGCUAUUUUAAGUGACUAUGCAACAAAAAUGUUAUUUCACUGAGGAGCGCGAGAAGGCAAAUGUAAAGUAAUGCACAACUCCCCUGUGGGAAAUCACCACUGCAUUUGCAAAGUAGUUCUCAGGAACAGCUGAUACAUUUAUGUGGCAGAUACUUUAUAAUAUUGCCCUAACUGUUUCAUUAUACGUGAUGCUAAGGUCAUGUUCAUGUGCAAUAAUUUUUAAUCAUGCUUUUCUACAAGUAAAGUACAAGUAACAGCUUGAAACUCCAUGACAGUAUUGUGCAUCUAGUAGCACACAGCAUAUUUAUACCUGGAUUAUCUAGAUCAUUUUAUUUUUCUAACAAAGCAUCAUACAUGUGAACACACUAUUUUGUAUCAAGAAGAGCAAAAUAAGACAUAACAUUUUGUAAUAAAGUAAGUUUCUUCC